ACUGCAAACUUUGCAAACCUCGGCUGCGCCAAAACCUGCACUUGUGAACUUCAUUUGACGAUUUAAUCGGAAAAGACAUCACUUUGGGACCCAGACUUCACCCAGACUUCUACGGACCGCCUCCUGACUCUGACUGCGAGACUUCUGGGAGGAAAAACACGUGAGAUCUGUGUGAGCCAAAGCCCAGCUGUGCUCGUGACGUCCAGACCUCCUGCACACGUCCUCACAUCUGGAGUUAAGUCCUCACACACUCAUGGACACAAUCACAUACACAUCUAAACAAACAUGCACAUACAUACUCAGAAACAUAUACACUCGCCCACUCAUGCAAACACGCAUACUCCCUACUGCUCCUGCUAUGCCCUUCUCUGCUACUUCUGCUAUGCCCAUCUAUGUUGUUCCUAUUAUGCCCCCCUCCUGCCACUCCUGCCAUAGCCCUCUCUGCUGCCCGCGCUAUGCACCUUUCUGCUGCUCCUGCUCUGACCCCCCUGCUGCUCCUGCUAUGCCCCUCCCUGCUACUCCUCCUAUGCCCACCUCUUAUGCUCCUGCUAUGCUCCUCCCUGCUACUCCUCCUAUGCCCACCUCUUAUGCUCCUGCUAUGCCCCUCCCUGCUACUCCUCCUAUGCCCACCUCUUAUGCUUCUGCUAUGCCCCUCCCUGCUACUCCUCCUAUGCCCACUUCUGAUGCUCCUGCUAUGCUCCUCCCUGCUACUCCUCCUUUGCCCACCUCUGAUGCUCCUGCUGUGCCCACCUCUACCGCUUUUGCUGGUAAGCUCCGCACUCGUCGUAGGUUUCGCCAUGUUCCUUACGCUCAGGCACGCUCUGCUGCCCCUGCUAUUCCUGCUGUGCCCACCUCUGCUGCUCCUGCUCUGCCCACCUCUACUGCUUCUGCUUGCAAGCUCUACACUCGUCCUAAGUUUCGCAUUGUUCCUUAUGCUGAGGCACGUGCUGCUGCUCCUGAUAUGUACCUCCCUGAUCUUCCUGAUACGCCCACUUCUACUGUUAAUCCUCUGAACCCCUAUGAUUGGUAUGCCCCUGCCUGCUCUGUAUACGUGGCACUCCGCUGACUUUUUUCUGGCACUCCACUGAUCCCAACUGACUAUGACAUUGUAUCAUAUUGUAUAUAGGUGUGGAAAAAAAAAAGUUUUUUUAUAUAUAUAUAUUGAUAUUGAUCUGUCAGACAGGGCUGUGUUUAUCUGCUUUGCAUGUUUCCUCAGAAGGGUCACGUGAUGGUGUAGUGUCAAGUUUUGUUGGCGGCUUACAUGGUUUUGUCAGACAGUAGGAGAAGCAUACGCCCCCUACUGUCUGAUGCCUUCUCCAGGACUGCAUCCCAUUGCAUUUUGUUUGUCUAUUCCUUCCUGAAUUGAAGGACUUUGAAUGGGGAAAGGUCCUCACCUGAUACUCUGAAAGAUAUAAUAUUUAGAUUUGAAUUGCUUAAUUGGUAUGACCACAGAGGGUGGUAGCUAUAGCUUGAAACCCAUGAUAUGGCUGUUUCUGCUUGGAAAACAAGAACGAGCAGGUCCAAGGAGCAUAAAUUGUGACAAGUGAGCCUACUUCUUAUCACACACAGGAUAAAAUGCCAAACAGUAGGGGGGGCUUCAGACUUUUUUUUUGCAGUGCCUGACUAUUUAUGCAUAUACAAUCUAAUUUGCAUAUGUAUAUAUGUGUAAAAACAUAUUUUAUGUUUGUGAUCUGAAUUUGUGGAUCUCCUAAUUUGUGUAUUCUUCAUCAACGCUUUACACAUUCCAUGAUAUAUAUAUUAUGCAUUGUGGAAAAAUCUGAGAUUUUGAAUUCAUUGUUUUUGCUGCAUCAAUAACUUAAUAUAACACAUUUUCACCCCCACAGGGUGCGUACCCUACUCUGCUGUUUAGUGCCUUAUCCCAUGUGUGUGAUAUGCUCCUUGAACCUGUUCGUAUUUUUAUUUUCAAAUACAAACAGCCAACAGACAAACAAGAUGCUGUAGGAUGCAGUAGGGGGCGUAUGCUUCCCCUACUGUCUGGCAAAACCAUGUAAGCCGCCUACAAAACACUCCACUACACCAUCACUUGACCCUUCUGAAAAUGUCCCUAAAUUACAUAUAUACAUAUAAGUAUUAGUUAUUAUUCUGCAGUUUUGUUGUAAAUAGUGUGGUUCUUGUGUUUUAGUGUG
Molecule: messenger RNA, 2147 nt
Organism: Periophthalmus magnuspinnatus
Lineage: Eukaryota; Metazoa; Chordata; Actinopteri; Gobiiformes; Gobiidae
Exons: 2
Coding region: 254-1066 (270 amino acids)
Source: RefSeq, a predicted model, not a curated record